CGUCCAUUCAAUGCGCGCAUAUUGAUGGCGACCAUAGAAACAAAGCUCGAUAGUAAAUGGCGAAAUAAAUCGAAAUUAUAUCGAAUACCUGUCGGGCGGAACCAAGACCGACUUCCCGGCUAUAAAUACGCUGCCCGGCCUCCCUCGCUUCGCCUCAAAGUCUUCUUUGUGCUCGUCUUCUGGCGAUGGCGGCGGCGGCGCAGGGAGGAGGAGGAGGGAGGGAAGCGCACUUCCGGGGCGUGAGGAAGCGGCCGUGGGGGCGGUUCGCGGCGGAGAUCCGGGACCCUUGGAAGAAGACCCGCAAGUGGCUGGGCACCUUCGACACGGCUGAGGAGGCGGCGCGGGCCUACGACGAGGCCGCGCGCAGCCUCCGCGGCCCCAAGGCGAAGACCAACUUCGGCUGCCCGGGCGACCUCAUAGUCCCGCCCUCGGCGGCGCAGGUCAGCUGGGGAGCGGUGACGCGCUGGCGAUCGGCCGCGGAUCUGUCCAUGGGGCAUACGCCGGCGGCGGCGGGCGGCGGAUCGGGGUACGCAGGGUACCGACUCGAGGUGGUUGAGGCGGCGGCGAGGGAGGAACAGGAGAGGAAGACCGUGGCAGCGGCGGAGGCGGGGAAGGAGAAGCCGCCCUUCUCGUUUGAUCUUAAUCUCCCCGCUCCUUUUUUCUGAGUCAGAUCGGACGGCCCACAUCGCUCCAUCGCUUCCCCACUCUCCCUCCUUUUAUGCCGCGCCGGUUUUUAUUGCUCGCUUUUCUUUAAAGCCGACUCGGCUUUGUUGUACAGUCUCUUAUCAACUGAGUUGGAUCAGCGAGUUAGCUGGUCACUGGAA
This is a messenger RNA of Musa acuminata AAA Group (dessert banana), 824 nucleotides long. RefSeq names its product ethylene-responsive transcription factor 9-like. Gene Ontology annotation, molecular function: DNA binding; DNA-binding transcription factor activity. The transcript has a single exon. NCBI's taxonomy places the organism in Eukaryota, Viridiplantae, Streptophyta, Magnoliopsida, Zingiberales, Musaceae. The record is from RefSeq and is a predicted model, not a curated record. The coding region runs from base 186 to 665 and encodes 159 amino acids. Gene Ontology annotation, biological process: regulation of DNA-templated transcription.